Cyanistes caeruleus (blue tit) is the source of this 5145-nucleotide messenger RNA. RefSeq names its product mitogen-activated protein kinase kinase kinase 1 (gene MAP3K1). Gene Ontology annotation, biological process: protein phosphorylation. The record is from RefSeq and is a predicted model, not a curated record. NCBI's taxonomy places the organism in Eukaryota, Metazoa, Chordata, Aves, Passeriformes, Paridae. Gene Ontology annotation, molecular function: zinc ion binding; ATP binding; protein kinase activity.
CACUAUUGGCUGCUGAAAGCGAGAAAGAAUCUAGUGGGAGGAGUUUCUCAGAGAUUGUUCUGUGGUUUUAUCACAGCAUGCACAGAUAGUUGCAGUUUGACAUGGGAUGCUGGGCUGGAUGGACUUGCAGCUUGGAUUUACAAAGAUGCUUCAAUGGGGAGGUCCUGUGGAGUGACAGACUGUGCAGCUGGGAGCCUCGUGAAUGCACAGGGUCUGCAGUUCUCUUCGUGACAUGGAGAAUAAAGAAACCCUUAGGGGGUUGCAGAAGAUGGAUGACCGCCCAGAAGAGCGCAUGAUCAGGGAGAAACUCAAGGCAACGUGUAUGCCAGCUUGGAAGCAUGAAUGGCUGGAAAGAAGAAGCAGGAGAGGCCCUGUGGUGGUGAAACCUAUCCCUGGAAAAGUAGAUGGAUCAGAAAUGAACAAACUCUCUCUAGAUCCUCAAGCUGAAGGACAAAACACUGCUUCUUCACCUACACAGAAAGGAAGACGUAGUCCUUCUCCUAGCAGUUCCUCUUCAUCAUCUGCUAGGACAGUUAAAUCUGAGUCACCAGGUGUUAGAAGAAAAAGGGUAUCUCCAGUCCCUUUUCAGAGCGGACGGAUAACACCACCUCGACGAGCCCCGUCUCCAGAUGGCUUCUCUCCAUACAGCCCUGAGGAGACAAAUCGCCGUGUCAACAAAGUGAUGAGAGCCAGGCUGUACUUGCUGCAGCAGAUAGGACCCAACUCUUUCUUAAUUGGAGGCGACAGCCCUGAUAAUAAAUACAGAGUAUUUAUUGGGCCUCAGACUUGUAGCUGUGGCCGUGGGACAUUUUGUAUUCAUCUGCUGUUUGUUAUGCUGAGGGUCUUUCAACUUGAACCCUCUGACCCAAUGCUCUGGAGAAAGACGCUGAAGAACUUCGAGGUUGAGAGUUUGUUCCAGAAAUAUCACAGUAGGCGUAGCUCAAGGAUCAAAGCUCCAUCUCGUAACACCAUCCAGAAGUUUGUCUCACGCAUGUCAAAUUCUCAUACAUUGUCAUCAUCUAGUACUUCUACAUCUAGUUCAGAAAACAGUAUGAAGGAUGAAGAAGAACAGAUGUGCCCCAUUUGUUUGUUAGGCAUGCUGGAUGAAGAGAGUCUAACUGUGUGUGAAGAUGGCUGCAGGAACAAAUUACACCACCACUGCAUGUCAAUAUGGGCAGAAGAAUGCAGAAGAAACAGAGAGCCACUCAUCUGUCCACUUUGUAGAUCUAAGUGGAGAUCUCAUGAUUUCUAUAGUCACGAAUUGCCGAGCCCCGUGGAUUCUUCUGUUCUCCGUGUGGUUCAGCAACAAUCUCAGCAGCAGUCUGCAGUUGGAUCACAGAGAAGAACUCAAGAUAGCAAUUUUAACCUUACUCAUUUUGGAGUCCAGCAGAUCCCUUCUACAUAUAAAGAUUCAGCUGAGCCAUGGAUUCAGGUAUUUGGGAUGGAGCUAGUUGGCUGCUUGUUUUCUCGAAACUGGAAUAUACGAGAGAUGGCACUUAGACGUCUUUCCCAUGAUGUUAGUGGUGCUCUAUUACUGGCUAACGGUGAAAGUACUGGAAACUCUGGAAGCAGCAAUGGAAACAACACAAGUGCUGGAGCUCUGGGAGCAGCUAGUGGGUCGUCUCAGACCACUAUCUCAGGAGAUGUGGUGGUGGAAUCCUGCUGCAGUGUGCUGUCCAUGGUCUGUGCUGACCCUGUCUACAAAGUGUAUGUUGCUGCUUUAAAAACUUUAAGAGCCAUGCUAGUGUACACUCCCUGUCAUACUUUGGCAGAGAGGACUAAACUACAGCGACUUCUCAAGCCAGUUGUAGAGACAAUAUUAGUUAAAUGUGCAGAUGCUAACAGUCGAACAAGUCAACUUUCAGUCUCAACACUAUUGGAGAUGUGUAAAGGUCAAGCAGGCGAGCUGGCAGUUGGGAGAGAAAUACUUAAAUCUGGAUCCAUUGGUAUUGGAGGUGUUGAUUACGUCUUAAAUUGUAUUCUUGGAAAUGAAAUUGAAUCUAGCAAUUGGCAAGCACUGCUGGGGCGACUUUGUCUAAUAGACAGACUGCUAUUGGAAUUUCCUGGUGAAUUUUAUCCCCACAUUGUCUGUGGAGAUGUCUUGCAGGCUGAUACCGUAGUUGACAGGUAUAAGAAACUUCUCUCCCUUUUAACUUUCGCCUUGCAGUCAAUUGACAAUUCCCACUCAAUGGUUGGCAAACUGUCACGGAGAGUAUUUUUGAGUGCAGCAAGAAUGGUAGCAAGAGCACCCCAUAUUUUUGUAAAGCUGUUAGAUAUGUUGAGUAUGACAAGCUCAACUCAUUAUGCAAGGAUGCGUCGACGUCUGAUGGCAAUAGCAGAUGAAAUGGAAAUUGCAGAAGCUAUUCAGCUAGGCAUGGAAGAAAUGCACUCUGGGGAACGCCGACAUGAAGACUUUUUACAGCUACCUGUGCCAGAUAACUCUCCAGAAACUACAGAAAAUAAUACUCCUAAUAAUACUGUUCAGUUAUCAGGGAAGAGUGGGAAAAGUUUAAGUGACAGAAAACUGAGUACCAGUCCAGACGACAUUUCUGAGAUGCUAUCUGGCCUUGCUAUGGGACUUCCUGUUUCAUCAGUAACCACUGAGCAACCAAAACCAGCCAUUCAAACUAAAGGAAAACCCCACAGUCAGUGUGUGAACUCUUCUCCCUCAUCCAGUCAUUCCCAGUCACUAUUCCCAACACUUCUGUCUCCAUCAAACCCAUCUGUACCAGCUGGCACUGUAACAGAUGUCUCUAAACUCAGACCUCAGGGAUUUGUUCCCUGCAAAAUCCCCUCACCUUCUCCUCAAACACAACGGAAACUUUCUCUCCAGUUUCAGCGAAACUGUUCUGAAAAUAAAGAAUCUGAGAAACUUUCUCCAGUUUUUACUCAAGCCAGGCCAUUGCCAUCCAGUCAUGUACAUAGGCCAAAGCCAUCACGACCCACCCCAGGUGAUGUGAACAAGCAAGGAGAAACCUUAAAAAGCAGUAUGACACUUGACCUGAAUGAUAUUUCACAGUGUGAUGGCAAUAGCAGUGCAGUUAUCCCAAGUGAAGAGACAGUGUUCACGCCAGUAGAUGAAAAGUGCCGGUUGGAUGCUAAUGCAGAGCUCAAUUCCAGUAUUGAGGACCUGCUUGAGGCUUCCAUGCCAAUGAGUGAUGGCACAGUUACAUUCAAGUCUGAAGUUGCAGUUCUUUCUCCUGAGCGGGCAGAAAAUGAUGAUACUUACAAAGAUGAUGUAAAUCAUAAUCAAAAAUGCAAGGAAAAGAUGGAAGCUGAAGAGGAAGAAGCUUUAGCUAUUGCUAUGGCAAUGUCAGCAUCCCAAGAUGCCUUGCCAGUAAUUCCCCAACUACAGGUCGAAAAUGGUGAAGAUAUCAUAAUCAUUCAGCAGGAUACACCAGAAACCCUGCCUGGACAUACCAAAGCAAAACACCAUUACAGAGAAGAUGUAGAAUGGCUUAAAGGUCAGCAAAUUGGUCUUGGAGCUUUCUCUUCCUGUUACCAAGCUCAAGAUGUGGGAACAGGGACAUUAAUGGCUGUAAAACAGGUGACAUAUGUCAGGAACACAUCAUCUGAGCAAGAAGAGGUGGUUGAAGCACUGAGGGAAGAAAUAAGGAUGAUGAGUCAUCUGAACCAUCCUAACAUUAUUCGAAUGUUGGGUGCUACAUGCGAGAAGAGUAACUAUAACCUCUUUAUUGAAUGGAUGGCAGGGGGUUCAGUUGCUCAUUUGUUAAGUAAAUAUGGAGCCUUCAAAGAAUCGGUUAUUAUUAAUUACACAGAACAACUGUUACGUGGCCUUUCUUACCUCCAUGAGAAUCAGAUAAUCCAUAGAGAUGUUAAAGGUGCCAAUUUGCUAAUUGACAGCACAGGUCAUAGAUUAAGAAUUGCUGAUUUUGGAGCUGCAGCCAGGUUGGCAUCAAAAGGAACUGGUGCUGGGGAGUUUCAGGGACAGUUGUUGGGAACUAUUGCGUUUAUGGCACCAGAGGUCCUGAGAGGUCAGCAAUAUGGAAGGAGCUGUGAUGUGUGGAGCGUUGGCUGUGUUGUCAUAGAAAUGGCUUGUGCUAAACCUCCUUGGAACGCAGAGAAACACUCCAAUCAUCUUGCUCUGAUAUUUAAGAUUGCUAGUGCAACUACUGCUCCAUCAAUCCCUACGCAUCUGUCUCCAGGCUUGAAAGACGUGACUCUUCGGUGUUUAGAACUUCAACCUCAGGACAGACCCCCUUCAAGGGAGCUGCUGAAACACCCAGUCUUCCGUACUACAUGGUAGCUACUUGUGUGUAAGGCUGAAAUACUGAAGAAAAUGCUACUGAAUAUACAAUAACUGUCUUGUAGUGCAGUAAAAUGCAGCACAUUAUAUUAUUCUGCUGGCCUUAAUGAUAGAUACAUCAAGAGCAUAAGGCCAGUGGAGGACCCUACCUUAGUAUGUGAUUGACAAAUCAAGAUCUUUACCUAAACUCAGUAUGCAAUAUUUGACAACUCAUGCAGAGAUUUGUAAACUGUGCCUUUUGAAACAUCUGGCUCUAUGUUAACAUAAAGACAUUUUUCCUUAAAUCUGCAUGAUUACUUAGCAGGUAAGUGAUUUUUAUUUUAUUUAGAGCACUUUUUCAGCAGUAUUAGAAGCUGAGAGGCUCAAGAUCUAUUUUAAUAUAGCAAUCACUGUUCAAUUUCACAUGUAUAUGCUCUGCAAUUAGUAAGUUUUCAGUACUGGUUAAAAGGACAUUCUGUAUCUGUCCCUUUUAAUUACAUGAUGUUCUCUGAGUAACAAAUCCAAAUAUUGAUGAAAACUUUAAAAAAAGCAUUUGCCUUCCUAUUAAAGUAAGAGCAGGCACUCAUGGUUCACUGUGCAUUUACUGCUGGCCAUGUAAUUUCUUUUGAAAUCAAAGUUUGUUUUCUUUGUAUUUUUAACUUUCAUGAAAAGGGGAUAUUUUAAAAUAGUCUUUAGAAAAAAAGAUGCAAGCUGUGUCAUGGAAUAUUUUCCUGAUACAAGAGUUUUAAAACCAGAUUUGCUGGAAAUCUGGGAUAAAAUGCCACCUUCAACAAGGAUAUGUUGAAGGCUCUGAUAGUAUAGAUUAUUUAAUAAACAAGAUUGUUCUGUAUAAAGCAACUUAGUCUGAACCAUGCUAGAAGUUGUUGAGCCUUUUUUUU